CACACACACACGCGCGUGUCCCUUCUGCACGGCGGUGGUGGUGUGGUGGUGGUGGUUGUUGUUUGUUGUUGGUGCUGUUGACGGUGCUGUGCUGUGCGGUGCGUACCGAGAGGUCCGUGCUCGGUAUGUCGUGCCCCGUCGCGAAUCAGCGUUCACCCGCGCAGGCCAGCGAGCUGCAAGGCGGAUGCGAGCGUUGAAGAAAAAUAAACGAUUAACGAAGGGGGCCUGGAAGGCAAAGCGUCUUCGUAUUCUUCUUCUUCCCGUCGUCAUCAUCAGUCAUCAUCCCUUCCUUCUUCUCGGUCUCUUGACGAACCGACGUGACGAGAAGAUGCUGUCUCUUCUCAGAAUUACGGCGGCAAGGCCACUCAACGGGCUCAGGAUCUAUGGACAGCCGACUGUCGCGUACCUUCCCAGCAGCAGCAGCAACCACAGGGACCAUGAAGCCCCAAGCCGUUGCUUUUCUGGUGGUCCCCUGCUGGGGCCAGACCCAAGCCCCAGCACCUCCACGGACGGCUCCUCUCUGCCACGUCUGCCGGUGCCGCCUCUCAAGCAGACCCUGGAGCGCUACCUGCGUGUGCUGGAGCCGCUGGUGACGCCCGAGGAGCUGGAGUACACGCGCAAGUUGGUGGCCGAGCUCGCGCGGCCCGGGGGCCUUGGCGAGGUGCUGCAGUCCCGCCUGGAACGCAAGGGUCGCAAGACCGAGAACUGGCUGUUGGACUGGUGGGUUAACACGGCGUAUCUGGAGUGCCGCACGCCUCUCGCCGUUUACUCCAGCCCUGGGGUUGUCAUGCCCCGGCAGAAUUUCCGCGACACUCAAGGACAGCUCAAGUUUGCAGCCAAGCUUAUUUCUGGGGUACUGGACUUUAAGCAAAUGCUGGACACGAAUAAUCUGCCGCACGGCCACUUCCACGGCAAGCCGCUGUGCAUGAACCAAUACUACCAGAUCUUCUCCUCGUGCCGUAUCCCUGGCCCCCGGCGCGACACCAUCGUCAACUACUCUCGGCAGAACAAUCCGCCCACCCACAUCACGGUCGCCCACAACUACACCUUCUUUAAGCUGGACGUUUACCACCCGAACGGAGAAAUUCUCACACCUGGCGAGAUCUACCAGCAGCUGGAAAAGAUCUGGAACUCCUCCAUCAAGACCACCAAGGAGCCGAUUGGCAUCUUGACAGCCGAACAACGGCACCGCUGGGGACUGGGCCUCAACAUCUUGCUCAAGGACAAGCUGAACAAGGAGUCCUCGCGGGUCAUCCAGAAGAGCAUCUUCGCCGUCUGCCUGGACGGGCCCAUGCGGUGCGAGUCCAACGAGUUGAGCAUGAGCCAGAUGGCCGCUCAGAUCCUGCACGGCGGCGGCAGCAAGGCCAACACGGGCAACCGCUGGUUUGACAAGACGCUGCAGUUCAUCAUCGGCGAGGAUGGGACGUGUGGCCUGGUGUACGAGAGAGCGCUCGCUGAAGGAGUGCCGAUCAUGCGGAUAGCCGACCACGCGAUGGAUUACUGCAACAAGAAGGAGUUUGUCAAGUGCAUGUCUAAAAAGCAUCUCCCCAUACCCACCAAACUUUACUUCAACAUCAACGAAGAGGUGAAGCGCAUGAUCGAGUCUGCCAAGUUCCACCAUGACAUCCAAGUCGGAGACCUCGACAUUCAGUGCUUUGUCUACAAAAAGUUUGGCAACGCAUUUCCCAAGUUCCACCGCCUCAGCCCUGACGGCUUUAUCCAGAUGGCCAUACAGCUUGCCUACUUCAGGCUGCACAGGGAGCUGAGCGUGGCUACAGAGAGCGCCACCACGCGCAUGUUCCACCUGGGGCGCACCGAAGAGAUCCGCUGCACCUCCAUGGAGUCGCUGCGCUUUGUGGAGACUUUCGAUGAUGCCAACGUGUCGAACGAAGAAAAGAUGCAGACGAUGAAAGUGGCUGUAGAGGCGCACAAGGAAUACACGCAGUGGGCCGUCAAUGGGCAGGCCAUCGACAGGCACCUGCUUGGCCUGAAGUUGCAGGCGAUUGAGGAUCAGUACAACAUCCCAGAGCUGUUUAUGGACACGUCCUAUGCCAUUGCCAGCCACCUCAAGCUAUCCACGAGCCAGGUCCCUGGCAGCAUGGACGCGGUGAUGUGCUAUGGUCCCGUGGUGCCCGACGGCUACGGCGUGUGCUACAACCCGCAGCACGACCGCCUCAACUUCUCCGUCACGGCGCUCAACAGCUGCUCGCAGACGCACGCCGACCUGAUGGCCGCCGAGAUCGAGAAGGCUCUCACGGACAUGCACGAGCUGCUGAGCUCGCGCUCCGGGGACUCGCCCUGGGAGCAGGCCCAGUGGUGAAGGCACGCGGAGGGCACAGCGGGGCACAGCGGAGCAGAAGGCCUUCGAAAGUAAACUAACUAAACUAUUUUUAAAUUUUGAUUUAAAGCUUUCGUGACUGCAGGGAUUCAUAUUCUUGGUUCUUUCGGUAAAGUCACGUAGAAGGGACUUUACCGAAAGAACCAAGAAUAUAAACUAUUUUUAGUUUAACACGUAGGCUUACUGGGUAAGGCUCACUGAGCUAUAUAGCUCUUUUUCAGAAGGGGCCUGUGGCCACAGAUAAUAGUCCAACAAAGUGGCUUAUCACGUGGAAAUUUAUAGCAGCCAAAUACCCUUAACGCAUAUUGAUGCUAAACUGGGAAGGGAAAAACCAGA
Petromyzon marinus (sea lamprey) is the source of this 2674-nucleotide messenger RNA. RefSeq names its product carnitine O-acetyltransferase-like. Gene Ontology annotation, molecular function: carnitine O-acetyltransferase activity. NCBI's taxonomy places the organism in Eukaryota, Metazoa, Chordata, Hyperoartia, Petromyzontiformes, Petromyzontidae. Gene Ontology annotation, cellular component: peroxisome. The record is from RefSeq and is a predicted model, not a curated record. Gene Ontology annotation, biological process: carnitine metabolic process, CoA-linked.